Messenger RNA from Raphanus sativus (radish), 1686 nucleotides. Its product is annotated as glycerol-3-phosphate dehydrogenase [NAD(+)] At3g07690, cytosolic. Bases 140 to 1477 code for a protein of 445 amino acids. Lineage: Eukaryota; Viridiplantae; Streptophyta; Magnoliopsida; Brassicales; Brassicaceae. The transcript has 5 exons. Gene Ontology annotation, molecular function: glycerol-3-phosphate dehydrogenase [NAD(P)+] activity; NAD binding. The record is from RefSeq and is a predicted model, not a curated record. Gene Ontology annotation, biological process: carbohydrate metabolic process; glycerol-3-phosphate catabolic process. Gene Ontology annotation, cellular component: glycerol-3-phosphate dehydrogenase (FAD) complex; cytosol.
ACAAACUUUCCUGAAAAGAUCAUCUCCUCGUUGAAGCUUAAACAUCGACAACUCCGAUAAAGAACAGAUCUUUUUUUGUUCCACAGCUUGUUGUCUUCUUAGUAGACAAGCCACUAAAGAUAUUCAUUACAAAUCUAAAAUGGAGCAUCUGGUGGAAGCAAGGCUUGACGAGAUCCGUAGACUAAUAGGCAAAGCCGACGACGAUCCGUUAAAGAUCGUAGGGGUAGGCGCCGGCGCGUGGGGAAGCGUCUUCAUCGCAAUGCUACAAGAGAACUACGGCGCCUACAGAGAGAAACUCAGCGUCCGAAUCUGGAGAAGAGGAGGGAGAGCGAUCGACAAGGGCACGGCGCAGCAUCUCUUCGAAGUGAUCAACUCGAGGGAGGAGCUGCUGAGGAGGCUGAUAAGACGGUGCGCGUAUCUCAAGUACGUGGAGGCCAGGCUGGGGGACAGGGUGCUGUACGCGGACGAGAUACUGAAAGACGGGUUCUGUCUGAACAUGAUCGAGACGCCUCUGUGUCCUCUGAAAGUGGUGACGAAUCUUCAGGAGGCGGUUUGGGAUGCUGAUGUUGUGGUGAACGGUUUGCCUUCGACUGAGACGUUUGGGGUGUUUAGUGAGAUUAGUGAGUACUGGAAGGAGAGGGUUACGGCUCCUGUGAUUAUUUCUUUGGCUAAAGGUGUGGAAGCUGAGUUUGAACCUCAUCCAAGGAUUGUUACUCCUACUCAAAUGAUCUACCGAGCGACUGGAAUCCCUCUUGAGAACAUUUUAUACCUUGGGGGACCAAACAUCGCUUCAGAGGUAUACAACAAAGAGUACGCUAAUGCACGGAUCUGUGGGUCUGAGAAAUGGAGGAAGGCAUUGGGGAAGUUUCUAAGGCAGUCUCAUUUCAUAGUGUGGGAUAACAGUGACCUUGUUACUCAUGAAGUAAUGGGUGGUUUGAAGAAUGUGUAUGCCAUAGGCGCAGGAAUGGUGGAUACACUGACGAGAGAAAGUGCGACGAGCAAAUCAGUAUACUUUGCGCACUGUACUUCGGAGAUGAUUUUUAUUACUCAUCUAUUGGCCAAGGAGCCAGAGAAGCUUGCGGGGCCUUUGCUCGCGGAUACCUAUGUAACGUUGCUUAAAGGUCGUAAUGCGUGGUAUGGUCAGAAGCUCGCGAAAGGAGAACUUAACCUUGGAAUGGGCGAUAGCAUCAAAGGCAAGGGAAUGAUCCAGGGGGUUUCUGCGGUGAAAGCGUUUUUCGAGUUAUUAAACCAAUCCUCGUUAAGUCUUCAACACCCUGAACAAGGCAAACCUGUAACUCCUGCUGAGCUCUGUCCCAUCUUGAAGAUGUUGUACAGAAUUCUUAUAACAAGGGAGUUCUCAUGUGAGGCUGUUCUUGAGGCGUUGAGGGAUGAGACAAUGAAUGACCCACGUGAACUCAUCGAGAUUGCUCACAGCCAUCUCUUCUUCCAGCCGUCCCUUCUUGGUCAGAAACCUUGAUCACACUUUUUGUCUUUGUUUAUAAGUUUCUCUGCUAGGCUUUGGUGCAGACUUGUUUGUAACUUUGAGGAUUGAUAUAUAGUCUGUGAAUUUCCUUAUCAGAAAUACAAAGAGCAGAUAGAGUUGUAAUUUGUGUACUUUCCUAGUGAAGUCAGUCCGUCUGUUUCAGAUACACUUUUGACUUUCUAUUUAUCUGAAUAUUUGAAAUA